UUAGAUAUAGUCGUCCUUGACUCCGCGUUUGAUUUAAGGGUAUCCCGAUGGGUGGUGAUGGCGGUAGUAUACCUCGGCGCGAUGAUCUUGUCAAGCCCAAGAAGAAGCAAGAAGUUGCCGAACGUGAAGCGGCUAACAUGGCGCUUUGGAAACACUGUGCUCUUACACAAGAUCCCCUUCGUCAACCAGUUGUUUCUUGCUUACUGGGAAGGCUCUACAACAAAGAGUCAGUUAUCAAUAAACUUUUAAGCAAGUCAAACGGAGAUGGGUUUUCAGACCAUAUAAAGAAGCUACGAGACGUAAAGGAGUUGCGUUUAAGUUCAACGUCCUCAGAUAAUCAAGAACCUCAAGUAUUUUAUUGUCCAGUAACCGGCCUGGAAAUGUCAGGGAUCUAUCCUUUCGUUUAUCUAUGGAGUUGUGGCUGUGUCUUCUCCAGGAAGGCCCUUACGGAAGUCAGUAGCAACUUAUGUAUGCUGUGUGGUACAUCAUUUUCUUCGGAUGACAUUAUUUUAAUAAAUCCUCAAACUAAGGAUGAAAUCGAAGUUGCCAAAACAAGACUGAUCAAGUUUCAAACAGCUUCUAAGACUCGCAAACGAUCUUCAGCUAACCGCGUUUCUGAACAAUCAGAUCUCAUCGAUGAAAAUAAUAUCCCAAACAAAAAGACACUUGUUCAGGAUAAAACAUUGGAGGGUAAGAAAAAAUCCGAAACAUCAUCAGAACUUGAAAAACCAGUAAUAGAUCCUCAACCCCAGCAAGAAACCUCUGGGACAAGUAGAUCGAUUCAGGAAGAUCCUAAUUUAAGUUCUGCUUAUAAAUCAUUGUUUAAUACAUGUGAACAAGCUAAACGCCAGCAAAAAUCCCACUGGGUUACUUUUAAUCCCUUGUAUUUCAGAUAAACCUCUCUUUUCUCAACUAAUUUUGUGGAUUUCGUUAUUUUUUAAUGAUGUAUAUAAAAAUUUGUAAUAUGUUAAUUUGUCUUAUUAUAAAUAAACAAACAAAAUUUUUCGCAACAAAUAUUUUUUUAAACGAAUGGGGGUUGACAUUUUUCCAUGAUUUCACCAGUUAUUCAUAUUUGACCGUUAAGUAUUUUCUCAGGAGAUCUAAUUCAUGGAAAUAUCGGAUAGGAAUCUUUAUUUCUUCGUGUAGCUUAAACUGGAGUUACAUUUAAAAAGAAAGGUAAAGUGGAAGGGUACUCGCUUAUUUUCGCUGCGGAUUAUAACCCGUAUAAACAAGGAAUUAGUUCCAUGAACUAAAUCAAUUAGUCCAAACUGGUCCGUUCCAACUGAAGAUUUGAAUACAUAGGUCAGUUAUCUCAAACCAUUGAUAUUACAAUUUAGUGCACGAGCUGGAGUACAUUAAAGCAUUAUUUGUACAACCAACGUUGAUGGGGUUACUGACAAUCUGUUUUGAUGCAUAAAAGUUAAACAUGGAAUUUUAAAGAAUUCUGCGUUUCGAUUUGCGGAAUUCUAUGGUAUACACUACUUCCACUAGGUGGGUAAGUUUUAUCGUAAGAAGCACUGGUGUACUUCAGCGUUACUCAUAAAAUGUUAAAAAGGUUGGUGAGAUAGAAAGUCGUCCUAAUUAUUCAGAGCUGGGAUAAAGGAAACUUAAUAUGUUACAGUGAAACAUGAUUAUGGUGCUCUAAUUUACAGAAAUUGGAUUACAUUGGCAUUUGCUAUAUUAGUCCUGACCACCUCUAUAGGAGCUUGCACAACUACACAGCUGUAUGAACCUACCGAAUAAAUAAUCGUUUACAGUGGAUGCAAUACUUGCUCCCGAAUGCCCUGGUACGGC
Molecule: messenger RNA, 1794 nt
Organism: Schistosoma haematobium
Lineage: Eukaryota; Metazoa; Platyhelminthes; Trematoda; Strigeidida; Schistosomatidae
Product: Protein RTF2, variant 2
Exons: 4
Coding region: 48-896 (282 amino acids)
Biological process (GO): site-specific DNA replication termination at RTS1 barrier; mitotic DNA replication termination
Cellular component (GO): nucleus
Source: RefSeq, a predicted model, not a curated record